UCUGCGGUGGCGGCUAUGCUCCAUGUCACCCGUGGUUGUCUGUACCGCACUUAAAUAUAUAGGUGUCAUUCCUCCUCCUCCUCCUCCUCCUCCUCCAGUCCUCAUCGAUUAUGUCAUAAUCCAUUCACUCUUUCCCUUUCCCUCACUUCUCUUUUGAAAGUCACUCUCCACAGCUCUCCUUUUCCCUUAUUAUUCCAAAAUCUCUCCGUCAGUCAUUAGCUUAAUCACAUAGUCGUACGCAUAACUAAAUGCCGCUAAACGGAGCGGAAGGUGCCAUCUGGGCACUGCUAUGUCUCGCCGCUCUCUUCUCCAUGGCCGUCGCUGAAGAUCCCUACAGAUUCUUCGAAUGGAAUGUCACUUACGGCGACAUUUACCCUCUCGGUGUUCGCCAAAAGGGAAUACUCAUAAAUGGACAGUUCCCGGGGCCAGACAUCCACUCCGUCACCAAUGAUAAUCUCAUCAUCAACGUCUUCAACAGCUUGGACGAGCCGUUCCUCCUCUCCUGGAACGGAAUCCAACAAAGAAGGAAUUCAUUUGAGGACGGAGUGUAUGGAACAACCUGCCCAAUUCCACCGGGGAAGAACUUCACCUACAUUCUCCAAGUCAAGGACCAAAUCGGAAGUUUCUACUACUUCCCAUCUCUCGCCUUCCACAAGGCUGCCGGCGGCUUCGGAGGCAUCCGAAUUCUCAGCAGGCCCAGAAUUCCCGUCCCUUUCCCUGAUCCUGCCGGUGAUUACACUGUUCUUAUUGGUGAUUGGUACAAGGCUAAUCACACGACCUUGAAGGCUCAUCUGGACCGUGGUAAGAAGCUACCCCUCCCUGAUGGAAUCCUUAUCAACGGCCGCGGUCCUGGUGGAUUCUCUCUUAAUUUUGAGCAAGGAAAAACAUACAGGCUCAGAAUUUCAAACAUUGGGUUGCAAAAUUCCCUCAACUUCCGCAUUCAAAACCACAAAAUGAAGCUGGUAGAAGUAGAGGGAACACACACCCUCCAAACCACCUACUCAUCCCUUGAUGUACACGUUGGCCAAUCUUACUCCGUUCUUGUAACAGCUGAUCAGCCCGGACAAGACUACUACCUUGUAGCUUCCUCUCGUUUCACCUCUCCAAUCCUCACCACAACCGGCACUGUCCAUUACGCCAACUCUGCUGGCAAAGUCUCUGGCCCACCCCCUGGUGGACCUACCAUCCAAGUCGACUGGUCUUUGAACCAAGCCCGCUCUAUCAGGACCAAUCUUACAGCAAGUGGACCGCGGCCAAACCCACAGGGCUCAUACCACUAUGGACUGAUCAAUUUAACCAAAACUUAUGUGCUACAAAAUUCCGCUGGUCAAGUGAACGGUAAGCAAAGAUAUGGGGUGAACAGCGUGUCGUUUGUUCCAGCAGACACUCCCUUGAAGCUCGCGGACUACUUCAAAAUUGGAGGAGUUUUCCGUGUUGGAAGCAUCUCCGACAGGCCUACUGGUGGGGGAUUGUACCUUGACACCUCGGUACUGGGUGCUGAUUAUAGAGCAUUCGUCGAGAUUGUGUUCCAAAACAACGAAGAUAUAAUUCAGAGCUGGCAUUUUGAUGGUUACUCUUUCUUUGUUGUUGGUAUGGAUGGAGGGCAGUGGACAACGGCUAGCAGGAGUGCGUAUAAUCUCAGAGAUGCGGUUUCACGUUGCACCACUCAGGUGUAUCCCAAGUCGUGGACGGCUAUAUACAUUCCGCUAGAUAACGUGGGAAUGUGGAACUUGAGGACAGAGUUUUGGGCACGACAGUACCUUGGACAACAGUUAUAUCUGCGUGUUUAUACUUCAUCCACUUCAAUUAGGGAUGAAUACCCUAUUCCAAGGAAUGCGCGGCUAUGUGGCAGAGCAAGCGGCCGGCGCACACGACCCCUGUAAACUCUAAACUAGGAGUGAGUGAAGGGCCUCUGCGAUGGAGUUUUAGCUCUAGCUGAUGAAGAUAGAACAACAGUCCACUCGACAUGUUGCUUCAAAUUUGAUUUUUCAGGGGUGCUGUUUGAUUACGAUAUAUAAAUUUAUGUCAAAGACCUCAGCUCGAGGUCACAUUAAUUCUUUACUAUAACAGAUUGAUUGUAUUCCUUUUGUUAGUGUACCAGGUUUUCGUAUGCCUAAUUAGUAAUUAUCAUCAGGUUGGGUGACCCUCCUGUCCUCAA
Pyrus x bretschneideri (Chinese white pear) is the source of this 2158-nucleotide messenger RNA. RefSeq names its product L-ascorbate oxidase homolog. NCBI's taxonomy places the organism in Eukaryota, Viridiplantae, Streptophyta, Magnoliopsida, Rosales, Rosaceae. Gene Ontology annotation, molecular function: copper ion binding; oxidoreductase activity. The record is from RefSeq and is a predicted model, not a curated record. The transcript is spliced from 8 exons. The coding region runs from base 249 to 1883 and encodes 544 amino acids.